Molecule: messenger RNA, 964 nt
Organism: Drosophila albomicans
Lineage: Eukaryota; Metazoa; Arthropoda; Insecta; Diptera; Drosophilidae
Exons: 1
Coding region: 93-890 (265 amino acids)
Molecular function (GO): RNA binding
Source: RefSeq, a predicted model, not a curated record
UAGAUUUAGUUUGCGGUCACACUCAUUGUUACACGUGCUGUCAGCAACUUGUCAACUUUGUUAUUUGCUUGUGUUUUUAUUUCGGUUAAAUCAUGGCCGGCGAUGGGAGCGGGUCCGAUUCUGGUAGUGACUAUGAAGUGGAACUGUAUAUACAGCCGAAGAGAGUGAGGAAAACAGUAAACGAUGAUUCUGCUGAUCUACUGGGCAACUUUGAUGACGAGAAACGUAAAGAGAUCUUUGAAGGCACAUAUGUGGACAAGGAUGCCAAGAACCCCAGCGAUUCUGAUAGCAGUGACGCCGAGAACGAAGACCACCCAGAUGACGACAAUGAGGUAGAUGACACCAAACAAGCGGAGCAAAAGGUUGCAGAUGGCAGCGAAGGCUCUGCGGACGAGGAAGAAGAAACCAAUGCUGAUGGACAUAUAACCACUAAUCAAUUGAAUAGUCUAUUGCGUGGUGCCUCGAAAUUAAACAGACACGUACUCUACGUUACAAAUCUCAACUUUGAGACGACAAAGGACGAUUUGGAGUCGCACUUUGCGAUUGCUGGUGCUGUAAAAUCCAUUAGAAUACCCAAAAAGCGACGGGGCGGAUUUGCCUUUGUGGAGAUGGAGGAUCUGAAAAGUUUCCAACAAGGAUUCCGCUUGCACAACACCGAAUUGCAGGGGCGCAAAAUCAAGGUUCAGAUAUCGGAGGCAGGCAAAAAGAAGUCCGCAAACAAGAAAAACAUCAUAAAGCAAAAAAAUCGCAAACUCGCGGAGAUGCGCAACGAACAGAAGACAUUCACAAAGAGUGGCAAAUUCUACGACAAGGAUUUGAAGAAAGAAAAGGCCAAAGAUUUGCUCGCGCGCAAGCGUUGGCGUAAAAAUCCAGCACCCAGAGGAAAAUAGAUAGAGAAGGUACAAGUGUCUACAUCAAUGUACUUUCUUAAUAGUCUCUUAGAUUGUAAAUAAAUGUAACUUAA